AUGUCACCCCCUUAUUACGUAGAUACUUAUAAGCUAUCGAACGAAGAACAAUUUUCGCCGCGCUCUAAAUUACACACAACACAUCGGCACGCAAACAGCAAGUUACCACCAUACAAACAACCACUUCUCGGAGGCGUAAUAGAAC
Paraglomus occultum is the source of this 145-nucleotide messenger RNA. Lineage: Eukaryota; Fungi; Glomeromycota; Glomeromycetes; Paraglomerales; Paraglomeraceae. The record is from the annotation of a GenBank genome assembly.